UCAAACUCUUUUUUAUUGUAUUUUUUAUUUUUAUAUUUAAAAGCCAAACCAAUGUUGGAACUUUCUUCUUCUGUCCCAAAAGUAUCUUCCUCCGACCAGAUAUUUUCUCAACCUGUCCUUCCUUUAACUUAUCCUUCAGGCAGAGCAGGCAGAAGGAAGAAACAUGUCGAUGGCGAGUCUUCCUCCGACCACAGCUCCGUCGUCCACCACCACCUCGUGGGCCCGCACCAUAACCACUAGACCACCGGCCAAGCUCAGGCUCGUCUCUUUCACCAAGCGCAGAGCUUCUUCUUCUUCUUCUUCCAUUACAGACUUUGACCUCUACGACCUCUUGGGCGUGCAUCAAAACUCCGACCAGUCUCAGAUCAAAGCUGCCUAUCGGAAUCUCCAGAAACGCUGUCACCCAGAUAUAGCCGGGAUCUCCGGCCACGACAUGGCCAUCAUCCUCAACGAGGCUUAUUCUCUCCUCUCUGAUCCAGUUUCUCGCCAUGCAUAUGAUAAGGAGCAAGCAAAGGUGGCGGAACUCAAAGGCUACACAGGGAGGCCGGUCUACUCGGUGUGGUGUGGCUCAGAGACUGAACACCGAGCUGUGUUCGUGGAUGAGGUCAAGUGCGUUGGCUGCUUAAAGUGUGCCUUGUGUGCCGACAAGACAUUUGCUAUAGAAACUACGUAUGGUAGAGCAAGGGUCGUUUCCCAAUGGGCUGACCCUGAAUACAAAAUACAACAAGCCAUUGAAGCAUGCCCCAUUGAUUGCAUCUCGGUGGUGGAGAGAUCUGACCUUGCGUCCUUGGAGUUCUUAAUGUCGAAGCAGCCCCGAGGCAAUGUGAGAGUCGGGGCUGGUAACAAUGUUGGAACCCGUGUCUCCAACAUAUUUGUCGAUGUCAAGAAAUUCCAGGCUAGAUACGCCGAAGCCGUGAGCAGAACCACCAGACCGAACUCCCCGGAGACAGACUUACGUAAUGAAGCAAGAAUAAACGCAGUAGAAGCAAUAAGGUCUAUAUCCAGUUGGUUGUACUGGCAAUCACCAGAUUCAAAACCGACCGAUUCAGCUUCUCAGCUGAGCCUUACUCUUAGCAGGCGAGGAAAGUCAGUUGAUCCAGAUAUCCAAAAGCUCCAAGAUGCCGCUGCAGCGAGAAAACGAGCAAGACAGAACGGAAUAAUCAACAGGAAAGCAUCACUGCACAUGCACAGAGAUGAGUACUGGAUCCCAUCAGCUCGUGCUCUCCCUUCGUCUGAAAGCAGCUGCUUGACGGCUAGCUCGUUUACAAAGCCUUCACCUGUGAAUCAAAGCAAAGGUUCAACAGAAGAUCAUCACAUCAAAAAACAGACCAGAAAGCAGAAUCCAGUCUUGCAAAAAAUCCCAAUUGCGGUAGCCCUUAUAGCAGUAUUCAUGGUUCAGUACCAAGCCAACAACGGAGUCUCUGAACUAAAAGAACAUAUCGGUGGCUCCUGGGCUUUAUCUAUUGUUAACAGCCAUUGGCGGCAGAUCUUAUCAGCCGGGUUUUUCUGGUACUUCGUAGGAGAAAUGGUGGCAGAACUCGUGGAAGCUGCCUGGAACAAGCAAAAAGAUCCAGAAGAAUAGAAUGUUACAUAUAUGUACAGACUACAGUGUAUAUAACACAAUACAAUGUCACUCACGAUGUAUCAACAGGACAGGUCCUCUCGUUCACCUGCAUGUGUAUAAUAAUGUAAUGAUAAAAGUAUAGUGGACACAAACAGCUAGUUCAGCUUCCUUAA
This is a messenger RNA of Tarenaya hassleriana, 1737 nucleotides long. RefSeq lists its product as uncharacterized. The transcript is spliced from 4 exons. The record is from RefSeq and is a predicted model, not a curated record. NCBI's taxonomy places the organism in Eukaryota, Viridiplantae, Streptophyta, Magnoliopsida, Brassicales, Cleomaceae. The coding region runs from base 164 to 1582 and encodes 472 amino acids.